Mercenaria mercenaria is the source of this 2030-nucleotide messenger RNA. RefSeq names its product mucin-5AC-like. The record is from RefSeq and is a predicted model, not a curated record. Lineage: Eukaryota; Metazoa; Mollusca; Bivalvia; Venerida; Veneridae. The transcript is spliced from 6 exons. The coding region runs from base 198 to 1892 and encodes 564 amino acids.
CGACUGACAUGACACAAUGGUAAUGGUGCAUUUCAGUAAUAGUUUGUGCUUAAAUGUUCAUUACAUCGAGAACAGUGAGAACAUCAAUUUAUAUGUGGAUUUCACUGAAUGUGACAAAAAAGAGUACGUUUUCCAAUCGCGGAAGUGACAUGGUUUGACAUCAGGAUGAUCGGGAAGAAUCCUGCCUUAGUAACAGCAUGACGUUCUUUCUGAAAAUAUUCAUCUUAUGCACACUUGCCAAAAUAAAAGAAAUUCAAAUGAUAACAGUAAGCAACAAACAGGUGACGGUAACAUUCCACGAUUAUGACCGAUCUUGGAACGAGGCAGAAAAAAUCUGCGAGAACGCAGGAGGCAAACUAUAUGUAGAGGAUUCCAUAGAAAGAACUACUGUCCUCGAAAAGUAUAAGACUGACUGGAAUAAAAACGAAGAUCCAUGGAUAGGUCUUCACUAUCCAGCCAUUGGUACAAGCGAUAUCUUCGCCUGGACUAAUUGUUUCUGGCUAGAAUACAGCAAUUAUAAAGAUGACGCGGAACCCAAAGAUACAAGCAAAAAGAAAUGUAUUCAGUCGGAUAAAGAUGGUUUAGGCUGGAAAACACAUCAGUGUGACCAUAACCACAGAUUUGUGUGUGAGAAACUAGGAGAUGACUGUUUGUUUAACAGAAGAACUGGAAUUCCUACUAAAACCGUAGAUUUUACAUUGGUUACCAUGACAACACUUGAUAAAAAUGCAUGCGAAUCAAAAUGUCUGGUCAAAAUAGAAAACAAUCGCAAUUGCUGGGGUCUAAAUUUCUACUCCGCACUCGGGUCAAACAACUGUGCUUUAUAUUUUGCCGACGAUCCGUUCUAUUUUACUGAUUCGGCAACGUAUGACGCAAGUACCACUGACAUGUCCAUAAAAACAUGCUAUUCAAAGGCAUUAGACACAGCAGACGAUACAUCGGUCGGUGAAGACAAUAGUGCUACACCAACUGAGAUUUGUUCUCCUUACACUGAUCAAACAACAACUACUACCGUACCAACAACAACAUCGACAACAACAACAACUGAAGCACCCACAACUACAACCGCCGCCCAUACAACUACAACCGAGGCACCAACAACUACAACCGCGGCCCCUACAACCACAACCGCCGCACCAACAACUACAACCGCGGCCCCUACAACUAAAACCGCCGCACCAACAACUACAACCGCGGCCCCUACAACUACAACCGCGGCACCAACAACUGCAGCCCCUACAACUACAACCGCAGCCCCUACAACUACUACCGCCGCACCAACAACUACAACCGCAGCACCAACAACUACAACCGCAGCAUCAACAACUACAACCGCCUCACCAACAACCGCGGCCCCUACAAUUACAACCGCGGCCCCUACAAUUACAACCGCCGCACCAACAACUACAACCGCAGCACCAACAACUACAACCGCGGCACCCACAACUACAACCGCUGCAUCCGCCACUACAACUGCCGCCACUACAACUACAACCGCCGCACCAAUAACUUCAAGCACAGCAACAGAUGCUAUAACGUCUACAUCUGCAGCUUGUACAUGCGGAUGCUCAGAUUUGUCUGAAUUUAUAGGAGGGUACAAGUCUGAUCCGGCAUGGUUAAAUAUGACUACAGAAGAAAAGGUUGCAUAUCUUGUUGUUAAACUACAAGUAGACAAAACUAAACUUUCUGCAACUAUCAGAAAGAAAACAAGUGCUCAAGAUAACAGAGUGGUUGCUAAAUCCGUAGGUUAUGUUGCCAUCGCUUUUAUUUGUAUAGUGUUCGGACUAAUGAUUGUUUCGGAUGGAAUCAGGUUUUUUAAAUAUAUCACACAGGAAAAAGUCUUUUCAUCAAACUCCGUCGACCAUUUAGAGGAAGAAGAUUCGGCACUAUAAUAAAGAUUCUAUAUUAUCAUUUUGAAUGUGAUAGGAUAUAAAACUUUUUGAAAAAAGGUUGUUUGAUAAUAGGGAAACUUGUUAUCGUAAUGCCUGCAACAGAACCUGUUGUAUUUCAAUAAAACAAACAUAUUUGUC